This is a messenger RNA of Enterobius vermicularis (human pinworm), 519 nucleotides long. The record is from the annotation of a GenBank genome assembly. NCBI's taxonomy places the organism in Eukaryota, Metazoa, Nematoda, Chromadorea, Rhabditida, Oxyuridae.
AUGCGCCUGCCGCUUCGUCUGCUUAGCCCCGCUGCCAACCAGAAUAUUAAUUCUCCAAAAUUAUGGCAAGACCCUGUGCUAGGAUAUUUUGAGACUCAUGGGAAGAUGAAGUUUGAACCUAACGAAGAGUACAGUCUUACGGAUGAGGAAAAGCAGGCCGUUUUGUGGAGGUACCGUGUAAAAGAAAUUCUUAAGAAGGAGUAUUUGAGACGUGAAUAUGAUCCUCGCAAUUUCAAAUACAAGGAAGGGGUAGUUAUGGAUCCAGCGAUGUUCCGUUGGUAUGCAGCAGAUAUGACCCAAGUAGAAUUUUUCCGCGCCACUCCUCGAUCUAUUUUCCUUUAUACUGGAUCUGUAUUAUUAGCGUUUUUCAUAUUCUUCAGACUGAUGUAUCUUACCAAAGAUAAGUCUGAUGAAGACUGCCUUGAUGGUAAGCUUCUAUGGUGGGAUCGUCAAGAUGGCCGCCUGAUAACGGUGAGUGGUGAUGGCCAUUUUGCUCCUGGCGUUGGAUGCAAUUUUUAA